Rotaria socialis is the source of this 1044-nucleotide messenger RNA. The record is from the annotation of a GenBank genome assembly. NCBI's taxonomy places the organism in Eukaryota, Metazoa, Rotifera, Eurotatoria, Philodinida, Philodinidae.
AUGUAUCAAAAUAUUGUAGUCAGGAUAAGUAUUGAAAAAGGUCAAACAUUUACAAGAAUAUCUUCGGCAUGGAAUUUGGCUGUUGAGAUUCCAUCAGCCAUAAGAUUUGAAGAUGAUAUUGCUCGUAAAACCGACAUUGACUUAAACAAGGAAGGAUCUGAUCAAAUACUAGAAUCAGAAUCUGCAGGAACACGUACAGUCAAACAGCAGUUAGAAGAUUCGAACAGCAAAAAUAAUUUAAGUUCUAAAGAGUCUCUUCCACGAUGGCAACUUCAAUCUCGACCUGGUCGUCGUUUAGUCGAAAUUAAGGCUAUGUUCGAGUAUAAACAGGCUGAUCCAUCUUCACUUGAGGGUUUGAAAAUGUCUUCACCAUCUAAUGUAAAAGAGGUUAUUAAUCGUGCUUUCAUUAAAACUUAUUUCGAUAUGAUUGGUCGGGAUGGUUGUAUUACAGCUGGCAUUGGGGAAUAUUUACAUUUAAGUAAAGAGAAUAUUUUUGGUGGCACCGAUUGUGAAAGUCAAAAUGAUAGAGUGACAUUUGUAAAUGUUGAUUUGUGCCAAUCAAUUAUCAAUCUUGCUGAUAAUCGAGUUGAUCUUAUAACGUGUUUCGUUACACUUCAUCAUAUUCCUGAGUUUGAGCUGAUGCUCUCUGAAUUUGUGUGUAUUAUACGACUAAAUGGGUAUCUUAUUAUACGUGAACACGAUUGCAAAAAGGAGCGUACACUUCAAGCGAAGUAUCUUAACUUCAUUCAUGCCUUCGUGAUGAUUGCACGUGUCGAUGAAUUUGGCUCCAUACAAAAUAACCAUUCAGAACACAACCAAGUUAAAUCUGACGGUGAUCUCUUAACUCAUACCAUUAAUUUGAAACAGCAAAAAUCAAAUAUUAUUGAAUAUAUGAGCUCAAUUCAAUAUCAAAUACGUACUGAAUGGCAGCAGAAAUUAGAAAAUGUUGACUCUCAUCUCAGGACUACACUUGAUUAUGAUCAAAAUUCAUCUACCAAUCCUCAAACUUCGUAUUAUGCUGUUUUUCAACUAAAUCUCAAGUGA